CACAGCUCGAGUCAAACACGAGCCGAGACAGUAUCGAAGCAGAGCGAGAGAGAAACCACUCGAAAUCUCUGUGGAUUACUUUCGCCUUCAAAGAUCGACAUAUUCUUUGGAAUAAUAUUAUUUGGAGGAAUUUCGAUUUCUGGAUUAUAAUAUAAUUUAAGGACAAACAUGACUCUGGAGGAAGUUGUUGGAUGCAGCAGCACUGACAGAAAAAUGGAAACAGUACGUGAAGCUCUCGAGGAGCUGCUAGUGGCUGCGCAACGACAAAACUGUCUGACAGUUGGAGUCUACGAGUCUGCACAACUCAUGAAUGUUGACCCAGACUGCGUGGUCCUGUGCGUUUUGGCGACCGAUGAGGAGGACGAAAGUGAUGUUGCGCUUCAGAUCCACUUCACGCUCAUCCAAGCUUUCUGCUGUGACAUCGAUAUCAACAUUGUGCGUGUGUCCGGCAUGAGGCGUUUAGCACAGGUUCUCGAGGAGCCUCUCUCCACUGACAGCAACGCCAAUGAGCCAAGAGACCUCCACUGCAUACUUGUAACUAACCCACAAGCUGAGCAUCUGAAGCUGAACGAGGUGGGGAGUUACUGCAAGGAAAGCCGUUGCAGGAACCAGUGGGUGCCCUCCAUUGCCCUGCAAGAGCGUUGAGCUAUUCUGCACUGAAAUGUGCUGAAGAGAAAAGGAAUAUUGAUGUCGUCCUUCUACUGUCAUGAGGACACACUCAUCAAUUAAAGGGGACUGUCUAAUAGUCCAUUCCAGAGCUUCCACUUCCAUGUUUGUGGAAUUCGAAGUGUCAGAGGAUACUUGAGACAUUCGUCCAUGUUCCUCAUAAUGCAUGGUCGGUGUUAUCGCCCUUUGGAAGGACCAAAGGAGCACCAAGGGUGGUUGUGGACUGUGUCGUACCUCUAAAGGGAUGCAGCAAGGAUGCUACGGGAUAUUUCCAGACGGCGGCGUAUGGCCGCACUUUGCA
Rhinichthys klamathensis goyatoka is the source of this 967-nucleotide messenger RNA. RefSeq names its product growth arrest and DNA-damage-inducible, beta b (gene gadd45bb). Gene Ontology annotation, biological process: regulation of cell cycle. The record is from RefSeq and is a predicted model, not a curated record. The coding region runs from base 169 to 645 and encodes 158 amino acids. The transcript has 4 exons. Lineage: Eukaryota; Metazoa; Chordata; Actinopteri; Cypriniformes; Leuciscidae. Gene Ontology annotation, cellular component: nucleus; cytoplasm.